Labeo rohita (rohu) is the source of this 4204-nucleotide messenger RNA. RefSeq names its product regulator of chromosome condensation (RCC1) and BTB (POZ) domain containing protein 2 (gene rcbtb2). The transcript has 9 exons. Gene Ontology annotation, molecular function: protein binding. The coding region runs from base 1491 to 2651 and encodes 386 amino acids. Lineage: Eukaryota; Metazoa; Chordata; Actinopteri; Cypriniformes; Cyprinidae. The record is from RefSeq and is a predicted model, not a curated record.
AAUGCCUUUAUAUCAGUAUGCCUUUAUACAACAGUUACUAAUGUCUUUACAUCAUUAUACAUUUAUACAACGCUUUUGGUCAUUUAAUCUGAAUUUUUUGUUGUCAAAGAUCCCUAAAUACUAAAUUCCCCAGAGGGACCUCUUCCUAAAAUAUAAAGGCAGUUGUAUGUUUUAAUGGCUUUAGCAGUGUAGAACCACUGUUCUGUUUAAUUUUUGUCACUUGCUGUUUGUUAAAAUAAUGUAAAAUUUUUUAGUAAUUUAAUGAGAUUCAUUGUGCAAAUAUUCACCACUUUUGACAAGUUAUCUUGGAAACAGGCAGCUCAGAUGAGUAAACCUAUCUGAGCUAAGUUAACAUGUUAAACAUAAUAAAUAUUCAAGUCCAAGAGGUGGAUUUCCAACAGAGUUUUCUGUGGACAUGCAGAAUAAUUCCCAACAAUUUUUAACACAAGGUUAUUAAAAAUUAUCUGGAAUGCUUGUAAUUUUCCAAGGUACUGAAACAUGAGUGAAGUCAAUGAGGUACUUGAUUAAAAAGAUGGAGGAGCUAUGAAUCACACAGCUGGCUGACCUUCAAAACUGUUCUCGAGUGUUUUGGCAAAAAGCCAUAUUUGGAAAUGCUUAAGCCAUUUCUGAAGCAGUGGCAGGCCAUGGGAUAAAACUGCAGACGACGACAGUAACAUACAAAAUUAUUUUUUUACAGACGGUUGUUAAGACAAAUGUGUAUUAAAAAAACAAAAAAAAAACAUGCCAUCCAUGCUGUCAGUGUAUCACAAAUAUAUUCGCAAAAAUAUGUAUGCAGCACAACCAUUUUCAACACUAGCAAUUAUAAGAAAUGUGUCUUAAAAAGAUUAUUAAAAAGAUUUAUAAAGGGUCAUGUGACACUAAAGAUUAACACCUUGUCUACACCGGACACAAGCAAGACGUCUUGUAAACUGAGCGAGUUUACUGCUCUCAGUAAACUGAUGCCUUGUUCUAUUUAUGACGUGCUGACACAAAGUUUAAAUGAUCUGCAACAUAGACAGCCUUUAGCUGUUGUGAAUUUUCGAUUUUCUCAAUGAAGAAAUUCAUAAAGUGCCACUGUACUGAAUAAAAACAUUGGAUUGUUUUGUUUAUUUUCAAUUUCUAUAAAAAAUAAGCAAGGAAAAAUCCAGAUAUUCUAUUCUGCUAAUAGCCUACUAUAAACAAAUUGAAUAAACUAAUUAAAUUUCUUCUAACACAUCAACUAUGAGGACAAAAUGUUCACUUGCUGCCUGUGACUUUCAGAUCGAAUACACAGAUCCAGUAUGCUGACGCACAUCCAGUUUCUUUCUCAUCUGUUUAUGUUUACAUAAGACAUAACUGCCAGUGUUUACAUAAAUGCUCACCAACACAGGCAUUUUGUCAUAAUUACAUGUGUAUUUGACUGUUCAGGUGUGCAUCUGAAGGCGAAAGUAUACUUUGCUGUAUACUUUUUGCUUUUUCUGUGGAUUAAAGACCUUGUUCCACUUUGCGUCAUGGCUGCAUUUCUACCUCAGGUGUAUGCUUGGGGAUACAACAACUCCGGGCAGGUGGGCUCUGGAUCCACGGCCAACCAGCCCACCCCACGCAGGGUCAGCAGCUGCUUGCAGAAUAAGGUGGUAGUCAACAUCGCCUGUGGACAGCUCUGCUCUAUGGCCGUUCUGGACAAUGGAGAGACAUAUGGCUGGGGUUAUAACUGCAAUGGGCAGCUUGGUUUGGGCAAUAAUGGAAACCAGCAAACCCCCUGUCGGAUCGCCGCCUUACAGGGAAUCAACAUCGUGCAGGUGGCGUGUGGAUACGCGCACACACUGGCUCUUACAGACGAAGGAUUUGUUUACUCUUGGGGUGCAAACUCGUACGGGCAGCUAGGUACUGGUAACAAAAGCAACCAGGCUGUGCCCACCCUCAUAAACAUGGACAAAGAGAGAAUGGUAGAGGUUGCUGCGUGUCACACCAGUCACACAUCAGCAGCAAAAACACAGAGCGGUCAGGUGCUGAUGUGGGGUCAGUGUCGGGGUCAGGCUGUGGUCUGCCCUCACCUCACACACUUCACCAGCACUGAUGAUGUCUUCGCCUGCUUCGCCACACCGGCAGUCACCUGGCAUCUCCUUUCUGUGGAUGGAGAUGACUACCUGACUGUUGCUCAGUCGCUAAAGCGAGAGUUCGACAGCCCAGAAAUCUCUGACCUAAAGUUCCUGGUUGAUGGGAAGUGUAUACACGUGCACAAAGCCCUUCUUAAAAUCAGGUGUGAGCAUUUCCGAGCAUUGCUGAAUGAGACUGAUGAAGAGACCAUAGAGAUUCAUCAGUUUUCUUAUUUGGUGUAUCGGGCGUUCCUGGAGUACCUGUAUACUGAUACCAUCAAUCUCCCACCUGAGGAUGCCAUUGGUCUUCUGGAUUUGGCCACAUAUUACCGUGAGAGCCGCCUGAAAAGACUGUGUCAGGACACCAUCAAGAGAGGUAUUACAGAGGAGAACGCUAUAACACUGCUUUCAGCUGCUGUCAAGUAUGAAGCACGGGAUCUGGAAGAGUUCUGUUUCAAGUUUUGUGUUAACCAUCUGACGGCUGUCACUCAGACGCAGGCCUUUGCUGAUAUGGACCACGAUCUGCUGAAGAACUUCAUCAGCAAAGCCAGCCGCUACGGGGCCUUCAAGAACUAACAGAAAGAUAUAGUCUAAGGAGGAAUUCUGCUUUCGCUCUGCUACAUCAAGGCAAGUUAUCUCAAAUACCUCAGAUGUGGAGAGGAGCCAAAUUCCUGUGGUUUGAGAAUGAAAAAGUGGGAAAGGCCACUGCACUGGUUUUCUUCUGGGUCCCAGUGCCUUUAAAUGAUUACAUCCCCAUCUGAAGCCCUAAACAGAAGAAUUUGAGGAUUUAAAGGGACCAGACAGGUUUCAACAGAUUGUAUUGAAAUAGCUGAACAAAAAAAACACCUUUGAGGUGCUUCAUGAGUAAGGGAUUCAUCUGUGCAUAAGUAAAAGGGAAGGCCAUCUCAUGUAGGAGAUGGUUGAUGGAGAAAGAGUUGCUUUUCUGUUACUGAACUAUUGUUUUGGGUCAAGAUCAUGUUAAUUUGCAUUGUCUUUUUUUAAUAUAUAAUGGAUUGGAAAGUUACAGUCAGCAAAACAGGUUGUCCAUCUCCAAUCCAUCUAUCAUUGUCAUAAUGGCCUUUAUAAAGCAGGCCAACAGCCGUACCUCCUUUGGGAGGUUACCUGUGUCAUAAGAUUAUAAUGUUUUAAUUUUUUUUUGCCAUUAGAAGAAACUUUACACAUGUCAUAUCAGAGUGGUAUAGCAUUAUUUUAAAUAUAGUGGCUCCAAUUUAAUUUACAGAUCCAACUAAUGUCAUUUAUGUUAUUUUUACUGACGGUAAUGUUACUUUUGAUAUGCCUGUGUUCCUUCUAUGUAACAGUAUUAUUUUGAAUAUGUCACAAAGGUCAAUGUCUGUGAUUCUGUCCAGUCAUAUUUUUACAAGCACUAAAACGAGUGUCAGGGUGAAUCUCACAAAAACUGUCAGGCAACUGUCUGGACCAUAUUUCACCCAAAAAAUGAAAAGAAAUACAAUAAGAAAUUAGGUUUAACAUUAAGAAAAGCCUGGUUGUAAAACACAUUUCCUCCAAUUUCCAUUACUGUGGGAAAGUAUUAAUAAUAAACACGCACAGACACACACAUUCAAAAUAUUAAUUUUAAGACAGUAAAAAUUAGUAUUAGGUUCUUUUUUUUUUUUUUUUUUUUUUGUUUUGUUUUUUUUUCAUUUGGAAUAAAGUAUGAGCUGGAUAUUUCUUCAUGACAUUAACCCAAUCACAGUACUAUUGUUUCUACAGACAAAUGGCGCCGUCUGGUGGUGAUGAUGCAUUGAACCAUGUGCCCAUAUUCUGUCAAUCAUUAACUUUCCACUGACAGCUAAAGUCAGCCUUCUUUUACCCACAGUAAAGUUUUUUUUUUAUCAGUCAUUAUAGCAUCAGCCAACCAGCCUAAUCUUGAAAUGGCACUUGAAACAGCAAGCAUAAAUAAGGACACACACACACACACACACACACACAUAUAUAUAUAUAUAUAUAUAUAUAUAUAUAUAUAUAUAUAUAUAUAUAUAGUGCAAGUGUUUACAAUAAUUCACAAUGUCUUCUUGAUGGUCAUUUGUUACAGUCUGUUCAUACUUGUUUACACAGUCGGGGGUUUCUGUUCUGUUGUAGAUAAUUCUACAUAAUUUCCUUCUUUUGUA